Molecule: messenger RNA, 1069 nt
Organism: Rubroshorea leprosula
Lineage: Eukaryota; Viridiplantae; Streptophyta; Magnoliopsida; Malvales; Dipterocarpaceae
Source: the annotation of a GenBank genome assembly
UAUUUUUUAUUUUUUAUUUUUUUUGACUGUUUAAUUAUAAAAUGGCAAGUCAGGUUCUGUUAUUGAGUGUUUAGGGCCAAUAAAAAGGAGGUUGUGUAAUGAAUUUUUUUUCUUCUUUUAAGAGUACAUGGUUAUGUAUGUUUUUAUCUUUAGGCCAUUGAGAAGCAAUCUUCAAACUUACAGGUUCUUUUAUGAUUUUUUUUCUUUUUUUUUUUUCCUUUUAACACAUGAUUUAAUAUCCUUUCAUGGUAGUAAAGCGCAGCUCCCGUCCAUCUUUUUGCAUAAUUAUGAGGGCUUCCAUGCGGCUUAUGCCCAAAAAGAAACAAAGUUUUAGCAAAUUAUCUAUUUCUGUCAUAUUUGGAUUCUCGGCAUGUGUAUUUUCUGCUUUAAAAUUAAUGUCUAGGUAGAAGCACUGACUAAUCAGGAAGAAGUUGAAUUGCGUUCCAAGAUUGAGGCCCUUGGGUUGGAGGUUAGGAAAGUCCCUUCAAAAUCCAUCCAGAGCCUUGAUGAGGGAAUCGGAUAAAUUUUGGGCAAAGUUGAAUGGUGUGGAUGAUAUGAUCUUCAGCCACAGCCUUAGAUGCAGAGGUGCAGUCUCUCUUGAGCAGUAGUGCCAAUUUAAGGAUGGUCGUUAUUACUGCCACUGCUGAUGAGCAACGGCACUUGACAGGGACAUCAUCAAUUGGGGAGUAUAGUCAUCAGGUCAGAAGAAAAAAUUUCCAAUUACAUUCUCAACUUAUUUUAAUUUUAAUGGAAAUGUGACUAGAAGAUCUUAAAUAUCUUCGAACUUUUUUUAAAAUCUUUUCCCUGAAUUUACCAUGUAACGAGUUAGGCCGUCUCUAAUUGGGGCAACACAAGCGUUACCCUUUUAGCCCAUCGGAGUGGGAGAUGGUUUCCCUGGUAAACGCUUGUGGUACCGUAACCUAAAUGUAACUCCAUUUUAUUUUUCUCUUUACUCCAUAUAUUAUUUUAAGUUUAGGAAUCUGAGUGUAUGAUAGUGCAAUUUGUAGAGCCAAUCUUUUUUUUAUAAUCUUUUAUACAAUUUUUACAUAAAUGAAUUAAAAGAGCUAAU